CUCGUGCACGUCGCGCUUUCAAACACACGUUCGCCGCGAUCCUGUCCGUCCCGUUGCUCGCGAGGUAUCCGGCCGGAUCUCUUGAUCGGCGAUAUCAUCGUCGCCUUUCUCGGCGCGCGAUCGUGGACGUGGCGUUAUCGUCCCGGUGAAUCGACGGAGACGACGGUUAAAAGUUCGAGGGUGGACGGAUUCGAGAUAUAUCGCCGAAGCGUGCGCGCCGGCGAUAUCGCGGCGCGGCGGCGUGUGCCGCUGGAAAUUUUAUCAAUACCUCGGCGGUCAUCUAGUCUCGCUUUGGCAGUCGUUCGCGAAAAGUUACGCGCCGUACGGGGGUUGACGCCGAGCCAACCGACCGACCGACCGAUUAACCGACGACGAGAAUUGACGGAAUAGAAAGAGCCCGAGGCGAUUGACAACUGCGAGCAUGGCUACGGAGGGCGGUUUAGCACCGGAUGCGGCUGCAGGUGCAGGCGCGGGCACCGAUAGCAUCGUCGGCGGUCCCAGGACGCCCCAGCAGAUCGCCUCGCAGAAGCGGCUGCAGGCGACGCAAGCGCAAGUCGACGAGGUCGUCGACAUCAUGAAGACGAACGUCGAGAAGGUCCUCGAGCGCGAUCAAAAGCUCUCCGAGCUUGACGAUCGAGCAGAUGCACUCCAACAAGGAGCGUCACAAUUUGAACAGCAAGCAGGAAAAUUGAAGAGAAAGUUCUGGCUACAGAAUCUAAAGAUGAUGAUCAUCAUGGGUGUCAUCGGACUCAUCGUACUGGCCAUUAUUAUCGCGAACUUCAUGUAGGCGCGCUGAUUGGUGGAAGAGAUUUGUGUGUGAGUGAGUCUGAAGCGAGCGUCACCGGCGGCAGCAAUACGCAAAAUUGAGCGCGAGAGUAAGAGCUAAAGUUUAAAUAACGCAACAACAACCACAACAGCAACAAAAAGAAAAGUGAAAGGAGGAGAGGAAACGAAGGAAGAAUAAGCGGCGGCGAUUGAAGAGGGUAAUUCAUGAAGAGGAGGUAGUUUUUGAAACGAAAGGAUAGAUAGGGUGAAUGAUGAUCUCGUGAGACGGAAAUUGUGAUGAGCCGUUGACGAGCUCUGCCGAAGUUCUUCGUGACGUAAUUCGCGUCGAAUCGAUUAUGCGCGAAAAUCGAUCGAACGAUCGCCUUGGAACUCAUCGCGAGAAAGGAGGGAGGAUGACGACGGAUGAUCAAAAGCGGAGGACGUUAAUUCGAGCGAGAGCGACGAAGAGAGUCGUUGCGAUGAAACUUUCCUUCGUUACCCUUUGUAAUGUUUUUUUUUUUUUUUGAUCCAGCAGGAGAAAUCCAUAUUGAACCGACUGUGUCUCCGUAUCUCGCAUUAUAAACAAAGAUUGCGCACGAUAAUUUACAUUUGCACGAAAUUCUGUCAGGAUUUUCAUUAUUGCCAUAUUAUACUAUUACUAUUUUUUUAUCUGUAACAAUUUCAUUACAAUUGCGAUUGUUUCGUAAAUUGUGCAUCAUACACGGGAGAUGUUGAUUUAUCUCUUAAGUUUCGGCAAAUGCGAAAUUCAGCUAUGCAUCCUUUAAAUUUCGAAAAUUUUACUCGAGAGAUAUUAUCACAGCGGAUCUAAUUCGCGACUAACAAUAAACGCGAUCGAUAAGUCCAAAUAUGUUCAUGGCGCUUUCCUUUAUCUAUCUUUGUUAAUCAGAACUGUCCGAGAAAAGCGGCAAGAGAUGAAAAAUACUGAGAAAAAAGAAAAGACAAUUAUUGUGUAAAAAAAAGCGCGAAAUGUUUGCGAAGGAGAAAGAAAGAUUCGUUGCAGCAGCGACAUAUAAUAUAUAAAUAUAUAAGAUAUAUAUAUAUGUAUAUAUAUAGAAAUAUAUAUAUAUAUAUGUAUAUAUAUGUAUGUAUAGAAAAAAAGAGAUAGGAUGUUCGUAAAAAUCACCACGUAAAAUCUCUCCGGCGAAGGCAGUUGCUGUAGUGCAUGUUUGCGCACACGUACAAAUGAAGCGCUCAUGAUGUAUAUCGAGACAUUUACUUUAUAGAUACGUAUAUGUAAAUCAUCUAAACUGUAAAUAAUAUGUCAUUUGUCAUAUUAUUGUCCCUCACGCGCCAUUUAUCGAAUUGUGUAUUGGAUUGAUCAGUCCAUUCUAAUUAUAUCGAAGAAAAUCACACGCGUCUUUUAUUCCCUUAUCUUGCAUCUUGCGCUUUUCGCGAAUUACAAACAAAGGAACGGUGGAAAGGAGGGAGAGAAAAAAAAAAAAAAAACAAACAA
Cataglyphis hispanica is the source of this 2239-nucleotide messenger RNA. It is a transcript of the gene nSyb, whose product is annotated as neuronal synaptobrevin. Gene Ontology annotation, cellular component: plasma membrane; SNARE complex. The record is from RefSeq and is a predicted model, not a curated record. NCBI's taxonomy places the organism in Eukaryota, Metazoa, Arthropoda, Insecta, Hymenoptera, Formicidae. Gene Ontology annotation, biological process: vesicle fusion; vesicle-mediated transport. Gene Ontology annotation, molecular function: SNAP receptor activity; syntaxin binding. The transcript has 6 exons. The coding region runs from base 422 to 787 and encodes 121 amino acids.